AUGCCCAUGGACCGUCUUCCCACAGAGAUCAUCGACGCAAUCACCGAGCAUCUCGACUCCGAAUCUAUCAAAAAUUUCCGCCUCACAAGCAAAUCUGCUGCACAGAAAUGUCUCAACCCGCGCUUCCUCUCUUUAUCAUCGCAGGCAAGAACAGAUUUUACACCAGAUAGCCUCCAAAAUCUUCACAGCCGCGCCUCACACCCAGUUUUCCGAAAUGCCGCGCGCUGCUUGAUUGUCCAAGUCAUAGUAUACGACCACCGCGGCGUGUGCCCGAAAAGAACCAAACUCGAAAUCUUUUACGGGACAAGAGAUCCAUGGGGAAUACAGUGGUUGGACAAGAUACAACAGGAACGCGAUAGCCUGUCUGACGAGUUUGUCAUUGAUUCACUCGCGACUACCCUGGAUAGUUUCCCGUCCCUUGACGAGAUCCAAUUUGAGCCGCGCGUUUUGAUUGCCCCGGGGGUUAGUCGGUUAUUGCUGAUUCCAAGCCAUGAGUUUCCGUGGAUGUCUCAUGUGGUGUUCAUUGUAUUGGCAGCUGUUGCAAGGUCGUCUACUCAGUUGCGGAAAUUGGAUAUCUACAAUGGUUGUCGGUUUGGAUGUCCGUGGCUUAGCCGCCACAGCGUCUCUGCGAGUGAAUUUGCCUUUUACAUCAAAAGGAUCAAAGCAGAGAAACCGGCACGACGCUCUCUACCUAUCGAGGUCCUGGGGUUGACCGUCUCCAAUAUCUCCAGUGAAGACUGGAGUCGUGCUGGUAACCAAACGUCGUUGCGGGCAUCUCGUGCAGUGUCCCCAUCUAACGAUGGACAUGAACUAAACGGCUUCUCUGGCGUGCAGCAAUUGCUCCAAUUGACGAGUAAGCUUGUUAGUCUACACCUCACCUUCGAUUUUGAGAUGGAGGAAAACACAAGGGGACCUGAAGACCCUUAUAAGAUCUUCAAGAGUAUCGCAGACGAUGUGCAUCUACCCCGACUAAAACAUUUCUACUUGACCAACUUCUCAGUCACGGGUAAUUCAUUACUCAAGUUCCUCGGAAGCCAUCCGCAAAUCAUAUCACUUGAUAUCUGGAGAGCUUCUAUUCCCGAAGAGGAGAGGUGGAAUCCUACAUUGAGGUAUAUCAACACCAACAUGCCUGUUUUGAGAAGCGUCGGUCUUUCAGCUCUCAGAAAAGGCGACCGAUUUUCUGGCCACGAGCUCAUAAGUAUCUUGGCCGAUUAA
Molecule: messenger RNA, 1215 nt
Organism: Penicillium daleae
Lineage: Eukaryota; Fungi; Ascomycota; Eurotiomycetes; Eurotiales; Aspergillaceae
Exons: 2
Coding region: 1-1215 (404 amino acids)
Molecular function (GO): protein binding
Source: RefSeq, a predicted model, not a curated record